CCCAGAUUGCCCUGAGUUUUACCAAACGAACCAUAAACAUGUCCACAGUUCUACAGUUGCUGACAAGAUAACUAGAAGUUGUCCUUUCAAUGAAAAGUUGUUACUGGCUGGGAAAAAGGCACUGUCCUGUUUCAGUACGAAAAAAGCUAAGCAGGGAUGAAGUUUCCUUCAGUUCCUGAAUCAAAAUCUUUUCUGAACAUGGAUGUAGCUAAUUAUUGUGAGGGCCUGGAUCUGACCUACAGCAUGCUGGGCUUUGAGAAUACUGACAUGCUGUGUAGCGUAGAAAGCAUGCCAACAGAGCCCAGCAUCAGCCAGGGGGAUAGUGAUAUGAGCUCCAACUGUGCUAUCUGCGGGGACAAGGCCACAGGGAAGCAUUACGGAGCAUCCAGCUGUGAUGGCUGCAAGGGAUUUUUUCGCAGAAGCAUCAGAAAAAGCCAUAUCUACUCAUGCAGGUUCAGUCGUCAGUGUGUUAUUGACAAAGACAAGAGGAAUCAGUGCCGUUUCUGCAGACUUCACAAAUGCUUCCGGGCUGGAAUGAGGAAAGAAGCUGUGCAAAAUGAAAGGGAUCGUAUCAGCUCCAGAAGAAGUGUACCUGACUCACAUGACCUUCCACCUAUAACUAUACUGGCACAGGCAGAGUCACUUUCACAACAGAUUAGUGUUGCCAGACCGGCAAGCUCCACCAUUAUCUCAGAGAAGAAAUCAGCUACCAUAUUGGACGUGUGCGAGUCUAUAAAGCAACAGCUGCUUGCUCUGGUAGAAUGGGCUAAAUAUAUCCCGGCCUUCGGCGAACUGCCUCUUGAUGACCAGGUCAGUUUAUUACGAGCGCAUGCCGGGGAACAUCUUCUGCUUGGACUUGCCAAGAGGUCAAUGCCAUACAAAGACAUCUUGCUGCUCGGUAAUGGCUUUAUUAUUCACAGAAACAGUCCUGAGGCAGAGAUUAGCAAAGUGGCUAACCGUGUUCUGGAUGAAUUGGUCUUACCCUUCCAAGACAUCCAAAUUGAUGAUAAUGAAUAUGCAGCUUUAAAAGCCAUUGUUUUCUUCGACCCUGAUGCCAAGAGCCUGAGAGAGUCCUCAAAGAUAAAGACUUUGAGGUACCAGGUUCAGAUGAAUCUGGAGGACUACAUCAACGACCGUCAGUAUGACUGCCGUGGGCGGUUUGGUGAGUUACUGUUGCUUUUGCCCACACUGCAGAGCAUCACCUGGCAGAUGAUUGAACAGCUUCAGUUUAUCAAGCUCUUUGGCCUGGCCAAGAUUGAUAACCUGCUACAUGAGAUGCUGCUAGGAGGUCUGUCCACAGAUCAGCCUUACUUCCAUGCCCACAGUCAACCUCAGCUUGCCCAGGAUCCAGUCACAGGUCACACAGUGGUCAUCAGCGCCAUUUCAGGGCCUGUGCAUGCACAGCAGAUAGCUUCUCCAGACAUCCCAAUCCCAUCUCCUCUUCAGAUUCAGAACCAGGAGCCCCAUAACGCCUCUUCCAGUCCCAUUAUUUCAAUGGCAGCACAACCUGGAUCCAACAGACCCUCUCCUGAGCCAAACCAUUAGGUUCUAAAACUGUAUCCUUUUAAUGGUCAGCUAUAUAUGGCUAUAGCUCAGUAUGUUUGUAGACAUACAAAUGUCACAAGAAAAAAUCUAACUUGUACAUUAGAUUUGUCAAUAUAUUAUGAAAUCUUUUAGACAAUGUUAGGACCAGAGAUGUUAUGUGACAUUUAAGUGAAAAAGAUAUUUUCAACAGACUUUGGUGAAGAUUCAUGGCAAAUAUGUUUAUGUAUUUCAAAGACACUAUAUUUGUUAAAAGUUUAAAAAAAAGUUUACAUGCUCAUUUAAGAAAUAUGUAUUUUAAGCAGUCUUGGGAUUUUAAUGAUUUCUUUAAGUGUUCUUUUUUGUUCAUUAGUAAUUAAAUUAUUGGACUUUUCAGGAAAAUAUGUUGCCUUGAUGGCAAAAUACCUUGCUCUACAAUGUAAAUAUACACUAUAUGUCCCAGUAUUCAGUAUGUAUUCAUAUUGUCUUUUCUUCUAUAACAACAAGGCUUCUCUUGAGACUUUAAAAUAUAUUUGUGGGAAUUGUGCCCGUUCAGUCGAAAAAGCAUUUGAAUGGCUGGUCAGUGGUGUUGGUCAAGAGCACCUCAAUGUUCCAGUUCAUUCCAAGGUGUUCACAUGGGCUGAGGUCAGGGCUUUCUGCAGGCCACGGGAGUUUCUUUUAACCAAGUUUUUCUACAUGUGUUUCUAGACCUUGUGCACAGGGACACAGUUAUGCUGGAACAGGAAAGGGUCUUCCCUUAACUGUUGCUGCAAAGUCUGAAGCAUAUAAUUUGCUUUAUAUAAAUUAUUACACCUGUUAGCAAUUGUUGUGGCUGAAACACAUGAAUAGUAAUUAGAAAGAGUGUCCCAGAACUUUUGUCCAUACAGUGUAUGCCUUUAUUUUAAUGGUACCUUCACACGUGCAAAUCACCCAUACCGUGGACACUAAUGCACCCACAUACCAUGACAAAUAUUGGUCUUGCUGAUAACAGUCUCAAUGGUGAUUUUCGUCUCUGGUACAGAGAACUUGAUGUCUGUUUUUUUUUCAGAACAAGCUGAAACAGAAAAUUCAUGUGACCAAAGCACUUCUGUGAUUAAUCUGAGGAGAGACAUUUGCAGCUUAUCUGCAUAGAAUUGAAGUAUGGCUGUAAUAGAGUUAUGUACACUGUUUUAUAGUUUUUUGAAAUUAUUAGAAGACUGUGUUUUAAUAAUUUAAUCAGGUAGUAGGCAGUGAAUUAAAGCAAAUAAAGUAGGCAUUAUCUCCCUACACAAAUGAUGCCUAUCUUCAAUUUUUAAAGUGUGUUUUAUAAUCCUUAUAUGAAGAAAAAGUAGGCCAUAUAGUUUGUUGCCAGAUCAAUCAAAAACGGAAAACUGGAAUAACAUUGGUCUCCUAGGUUUUGUGAAUUUCUUUGUGUACCACUCAUCAGAACACCAGAAGCUAUUCUUAUUACGUUGUUGUUAUAUUAUUAUUAUUUUUUUUAUUAUUACUAAGUCAGAAACAGUACAGUACAGAAACAGUAUGGAAAAUAAAAAAAUGCAGUGUUUCUUUAGUUUGACCUACUAUAUUUACUUUUAUUUUAUUGCAUACAGUAUAAACCCAAGAUAUUUCAGAUUUUGUCUGGUAAACUUAAAAAAACCUAAAUAGUGAUGUGAUUUCAAACACAUCAUGUCAACAAGUGAUUAUAAUCAUGAUUUGGAACAAAAGCAGUAUUCACAAAAGUGUUUAAGGAGCAAAGAUGGACAGUGAAUCUCCAAUUUGUCAAAUUUGUCAAAAAAAAAAAAAAGAUUGCCCUCAAAGAAAGAUUGGAAGGGAUUUACGUAAUUCUCCCUCUACCAUGCAUAAUAUCAUUAAAUGAUUUAAUGAAUAGAAAACACUUCAUUGCUUAGUUGCACCAUGCAGGCUCUUCUCUUUUCCCUCCCAUAACCUGCUUUUAACUGUUUUAAUGCGUGUUUUUAUUCUCACAAAAUGUUAUUUCAAUUUGCUUGGAUAAAUUCUGUUUAUUUAUGUUUUUAAUCACUUACUUAGACUCAAGAAAAUCUUUUUUGAUGCAAUAUUGUUUGCAAAAAAAGUCUUUAAAAAAAGGAUUAUGCAAACUCCAAACAUUGGGACAUUUUGUAACAUGCAAUGAAAACAAGAAUCUGUUAUUUGUUACUUUUUUGGAACAUUUAUUAAUUGUGUAUAAAGUAAAGAUUUCUAAUGUUUUCACUGACCAACUUGUAAAUGUAAAAAUUUUUAAUUUGAUCCAUUGUGAGCCGUGCCCUCUUGUUCAGCUUUAAAGCCUGACUUUACAAAUGCUUCUUGUUAACUUUUUUGGAAAGUGUGUAUAAACUCUAACAAAAAAAUAGAAGUUAAACACAAAUAAAAACAGAAAUCAGCCACGUGUUAGCUGUCUUUUACAGGUAUUAAAAACAACAUGAAGAUUUUAAAA
Molecule: messenger RNA, 3949 nt
Organism: Trichomycterus rosablanca
Lineage: Eukaryota; Metazoa; Chordata; Actinopteri; Siluriformes; Trichomycteridae
Gene: hnf4g
Product: hepatocyte nuclear factor 4, gamma
Exons: 11
Coding region: 157-1545 (462 amino acids)
Biological process (GO): positive regulation of transcription by RNA polymerase II; anatomical structure development; cell differentiation
Cellular component (GO): nucleus
Molecular function (GO): nuclear steroid receptor activity; RNA polymerase II cis-regulatory region sequence-specific DNA binding; zinc ion binding
Source: RefSeq, a predicted model, not a curated record